This is a messenger RNA of Neoarthrinium moseri, 433 nucleotides long. RefSeq lists its product as uncharacterized. The transcript has a single exon. Lineage: Eukaryota; Fungi; Ascomycota; Sordariomycetes; Amphisphaeriales; Apiosporaceae. The annotation marks the transcript as partial. The record is from RefSeq and is a predicted model, not a curated record.
AUGCACUGCUGUGCUGCUGGCAUUGCUGGCUCUAGGAGUUCAUGGCAACGAGGUCAAGAUCGUAUGUUCUGCUGUUCAAUUGCGCCGACUAUAGCUGCCAGGAUACUGACUCUUAACCAGGACCAGAAGGAAGUAAACCGACAACAAUGCUCGGGCAUGUUCAGCCGCAAAGGUUGGGGAGGAGCUGUAGAUCCCUUCAUCCUGACCAAGUUUGUCAAGCCCGAGGACAUCCCCGAAGACCAGGACCCCGUCGUAUCGCUCGUCAUGUUUGAGUGGUCAGACCGUGACUAUGUUGGCAAGCUCAUGGACGAUACAACCUCGGACCGUGCCUACAUCUGCGACGCCACGGCAAUCGAAGCCAAGUUCUGCAACACUACCGAGGGUGAAUUCAUCUUGUCUCAGGACUCGGGCAAGAGCAAGAGCUUGAUCAUUA